Cyanistes caeruleus (blue tit) is the source of this 2507-nucleotide messenger RNA. The record is from RefSeq and is a predicted model, not a curated record. Lineage: Eukaryota; Metazoa; Chordata; Aves; Passeriformes; Paridae.
CUGGCAGCUCCAGGAGCAUCCCUGAGCACCCACAUCACCCCUCUGAACGCUGUCCUCUGCUCUCCUCACAGAUUCCCAGCACAGAGAGGCCCCAGGGCCCAGACGAGUCCCUGGCACCAGAGGUUUGUGUGGGACGAGGAGCGCGACCGGGGCACCCCGAGCCCCACGGGGACACAACCCUUUGCCACAAGAUGCUUUUCCCAUCCCUGCUGCAGUCUGUGGUCGGGGCCAGCAGCUGCUGAGAUGGCACAGAGCGCUGAGCUGCAGCCGAGCUUCCAGGACCUGUUCAAUAUUCUGUCCCAGGCCCCACCAGAGAAACUGCUGAGCCUCAAACUCAAACUGAAGCGCUUCACACCUGGGCCCUGCAGCAAGUUACUGCAGGCUAUGGUCCUGCUUACUCUGGGGCAAGAAACGGAUGCAAGAAUUUGUCUGGAUGACUUGAGGGAUACCCAGGCAGCCCAGUACAUCCACCAGAUCAAACUGGGCGCUGCAGGAGCGCGGGAGGACGGGGAGGAUUUGCAGCCUCCCCAGCUGGAUGCAGGUGCCGUGGCACUGCUGGCACAGGCGUACGCGGUGCUGGCACAGGAAAAGCUGUGCAGUCCCGAGGCCAGGGACAAAGCCUGCCAGGCUGCUCAGCGGGGUCCACUCAACAGCAUCCCAGCCGAGGAACAGGACAAACAGGGCUCUGCAGCCAGCAGGGGCUCAGGGGACAGGCUCUGGACGCUGAGGUCCCAUGAGGACGCAGGAUUUCCCCACACAGCCAGCUCCCACCACGUGGCGAGGAGUUCACCACUGCAGAUUGGAGGCAACUCAGACUUUUCAGGCCCACGGACCUUGUGCUCUGUGGGGAGCUCCUCCCUGUCCAGCUGUCUGGAGAUCAGUGCAUCACCAACAGGUGUUUUUCACACCCAGCCCUGUGUCCCCGAGUGUGUGCCCUGGUCCAGCCGUGCUGGACACCGUGACAGGGACGCACAGAGCCACGGCCCGCAGGAAUCCAGCUGGCCCAGCACAGCCAGCCCCUGCCCUGGGCAGGACACAGCUGCACAGGGGCCCCAGCCAGAGGAGGCUCUGCAGGUCAGUCCCUGCCAUCCCACCCCUCUCCCCAUUCCGGAGACGCCGCUGCCCUCGGAGCCUGCCCAAAGCAGAGAUGUGUCCAGCACAGUGACAGAGCCUCACACACCAAGAGAAAAGCAGGAUGAAAAGCGAUUAUCUACUGGUGUCCCUGACCCAAGGGCUGCAGUGGAUACUGCUCCUUCCCACGAGUCCAUACAGGAUUCCUACAUUCCAGCAGGCAUUCCCUGUAACUCUGCACCUGCUUCUACUUCAACCUGUUCCCUUCCUCCUCCCACCUAUUCCAUAUCCUCAACCCUUCCUCCUCUUCAGGAAUCUCACUCCAACCUAUUCCAUACCCCUCCCCUGCACUCAUCCCUCUCUCCAGCCCGGCCUCCUGCUCUCUCAGCUGUGGAUCCAUCAGAGCCAGAUGGUGCCAAGUUCUUCACGUUUGUUGUCCUGCACGCCAGUGAAGAUGAGAUUGUGGCCCACCGGGUCAAGAACCUGCUGGAGAGCAUGGGGGUGUCCAACGGUGCCACGCUCAGUGAGGAUUUCUUCAUCGCCGGACGCAGCCACAUGAUUUGCUUCCAGGAGGCCAUGGAAAACUCUGCCUUCAUGAUCCUCCUGCUUACCAAGAACUUCCCCUGCAACCUGUGUCUGUUCCAGACAGACACUGCUCUCAUGCAGUCCAUUCUGGACCCCUCCAAGCAAGACUCGGUCAUCCCGUUUCUACCCAAGGCAAACGCCCUGGAGUGCAGCCGGAUCCCCACAAUGCUCAGUGUGCUCGUCACCCUCAACGAGAGCUCUCCCCUCUUCUCCAGGAAUGUGCACAAGACUUUUAACCCCAAGAAGAUCAGGGAGAAGAAAGCCCUGUGGGACCAGAUGCAGAGAAGGAAGCUCCAGGCCCGUUGGGAACGGCACCAAGCCCUGCAGAACUUGGCUGCCCUGAGCCUGGGCUCCCCUCCCUGGGUGCCUCCAGCAGUGCCCCAGCCGUGGCCAGCAGAGCCAGCAGCCCAGCACUGGUGUCCCCCUGCCCCCAUGGAGCUCCCUGCUCAGCAGGGCCCUCCCCCUUCCCAAGCACAGCUCCCCCCAGGGCACUACAACAUCACGCCAGGCCCCGGGGGGACCCCAGCCCUCAUCAUCCAACACGCCCGCAUGGUCCAGAUCGGGAACCACAACGUGAUGCAGGUGGAAACUGCCCCACCUGGGCCAGGGGACAGCCAGGAGCAAACCAGGCACAACGUCUGACCUGGCAGCCAAGGUCACAGACAAAAUUCAUUUCAAAUCCUGGAUUAGAAUGAUUCUGUUGGGACUGGGACUAUCAUUCUAUGCAUCAAGAGUACCAUCUUCCUGAAGCACAAACUCAAAUUCUUCAUCUUUUGUUGGAAAAGAGAUGUGGUGAUCUCUUGGAACCACUUUUCCUUAUUUUCAAGUAACUGAGAAAAUUAUUUUCCUGA